AUGGCCGCCAAGACCCAGCUCGACUUCAUCCUGAACCCCGUGGAGGCCGCCGCCGCCGCCUCGAUGCAGCGGCUCGCGCCGCUCCUGCCGGCCGCCGCCACGCUGCUGCCCAGGAGCUGCGACAGCCUGUCCCCGACGACCUGGGCCUCGGGCUCACCCAGCUCCGUGUCCGCCUGGAACGGCGAGCAGGCCGCGCUGCUGCGCUCGCCCGCCACCCCCACGCUGCGCCGCAAGCGCGACGCCCCGCAGCUGCCGAGCCUGGUGCUGCCGGCGCCCUCCAAGAGGAUCCGCUGCGCCGGCGCGCUGCCCUCGAUCUUCGUGCCCGCCGUGUCCUCGCUGACCUUCGACAGCUGCGCGUCCGCAGCCACGAGCUCCGAGGGCGAGACUUCGGACGCCGACCUCAGCCCCAAGCAGGGCGGCGCGGCCUCGCACAAGAAGACGCGCCUCUGCAAGGAGAAGGGCUGCACCAGCCUGGCCGUGUCGCGCCGCAGCUGCGUGCGUCACGGCGGCGGCUCGCGUUGCACCUUCGAGGGCUGCACCAACGGCGCCAAGCUGCGCAACCGCUGCUUCCAGCACGGCGGCUCCACCAUCUGCCUCGCCUCGGGCUGCAACAGCAAGGCCAAGCGCUACGGCUACUGCUGGUCGCACGGCGGCGGCCGUAUCUGCAGCGCGGAGGGCUGCGUCAAGGUGGCGGCCCAGGGAGGCUCGUGCUGGGCGCACGGCGGCGGUAACCGCUGCAAGCUCGAGGGCUGCAGCAAGCGCUCGUACCAGAAGUACGGCUACUACUGCAAGGCCCACGCCGCCUACAACGUGUGA
Molecule: messenger RNA, 816 nt
Organism: Phytophthora sojae
Lineage: Eukaryota; Oomycota; Peronosporomycetes; Peronosporales; Peronosporaceae
Exons: 1
Coding region: 1-816 (271 amino acids)
Source: RefSeq, a predicted model, not a curated record